This is a messenger RNA of Cannabis sativa, 864 nucleotides long. Its product is annotated as 16 kDa phloem protein 1. The coding region runs from base 212 to 676 and encodes 154 amino acids. The record is from RefSeq and is a predicted model, not a curated record. The transcript has 5 exons. NCBI's taxonomy places the organism in Eukaryota, Viridiplantae, Streptophyta, Magnoliopsida, Rosales, Cannabaceae.
AGAUAGGAGAGUGUGGCUUGUAGUUCAUUUUUGAAUUGUCAACGCGCUGUUACAGCAUCACUCCCCAGUCUUCACUACAACAUCGAUAAAAACGAAGUCAUUCUGACUAAAUAGUUUCCCUUUUUAACAUAAACUCAAGAGUAUUAUAAUAUCAUCAAAUUUCAAAAAGAGAAAGAUAGAAACAGAGAGAGAGAAGGAACGAGAAAGAAUCAUGGCAACUGGAACUAUGGAGGUCUUGCUAGUGAAUGCAAAGGGUCUUGGAGACACUGAUUUCAUUGGUGACAUGGAUCCUUAUGUUGUGCUUCAAUACAAAGGCCAAGAGCGCAAGAGCAUAGUAGCCCGAGGACAGGGAAGUAACCCAUCAUGGAACGAGAAAUUCAACUUCCGGGCAGAGUAUCCAGGCUCUGGAAACAAUUUCAAGCUCAACCUCAAAAUUCUAGACAAGGACACUUUCUCAGCCGAUGAUUUCAUAGGCCAAGCAACGAUCUAUGUGGAGGAUUUAUUGGCAUUAGGAGCUGAGAAUGGAGCUGCUCAACUACAUCCUCGUAAGUACAGUGUCAUUAGUGCCGACCAAACUUAUAGAGGAGAGAUUCAAGUUGGUGUAACUUUCACCAUCAAGGCAGAGGCUGAAAAUGAGGGAGCAAAGUUUGGAGGAUGGCGGGAAAGCAGUUUCUAGUUUCCUUUGUUAUUACAUUUAAAUUUUAGCAAACAAUGAAAUUUCCUUUUCCUCGUUCUGGGUCUAGUAGUGAGUAGUGAUUAACAUUUAGUUAAAGUCAUUAACAAAUGCUAUGUUUUGUUUUUCUCUUUUUUUCUUUAAUCUUUUGUUUUUUUUAUUAAUCUAACUUUUCUUUUUUGAAAUUUUAA